Molecule: messenger RNA, 597 nt
Organism: Caenorhabditis briggsae
Lineage: Eukaryota; Metazoa; Nematoda; Chromadorea; Rhabditida; Rhabditidae
Exons: 3
Coding region: 1-597 (198 amino acids)
Source: RefSeq, a predicted model, not a curated record
AUGUCAAGUCUAACUUGCAUCCCUUCAAACAGCUACUAUUGCGCUACUGAAUUCUUAACCCGAACGGUCCAAAUGAUAACUGCUGUAUCAUUUCCUAUGCAUGUUCUGGGGCUUUUUAUAAUCUUUUUAAGCACACCAAAAACCAUGGACUCUGUGAAGUCAUAUAUUUUACACUUGCAUUUUUGGAUCAUGAUUUAUGAUAAUUCUCUGGGAUUUUUAACAGUUCCUUUUUUGUUACUUCCAACCAUGUCGGGGUACACACUAGGAGUUUUGUCAUACUUUGGUGUCAACGAGUUUUUCAUGGUGGUUCUGGUUCUGUUGGCGGUCAACAAUGUUCUGUUAUCCAAUCAAAGUAUAUUCAAAAACCGAUAUUUCAUAAUUUGCGCAUUCCCUCCAAAACCAACCUGGGGAAAAAUCAGAAAACCUUGGCUAGCAGACCAUUACAUUUUCGCUGUGAUUUUAUUCAUCCCGAUGGCUUUCUCACUUCCAGAUCAAGAAAAAACCAAACAAAAAGUUCUAGAGACUCUUACCAACGUUUCUGACUACGUGCACCAAGCGAAAAUAUACACUUUGACUGAGGACCACGCUAUCAUUUAG